Messenger RNA from Benincasa hispida (wax gourd), 2214 nucleotides. It is a transcript of the gene CNX7, whose product is annotated as co-factor for nitrate, reductase and xanthine dehydrogenase 7. NCBI's taxonomy places the organism in Eukaryota, Viridiplantae, Streptophyta, Magnoliopsida, Cucurbitales, Cucurbitaceae. Gene Ontology annotation, biological process: Mo-molybdopterin cofactor biosynthetic process. The record is from RefSeq and is a predicted model, not a curated record. Gene Ontology annotation, cellular component: molybdopterin adenylyltransferase complex; cytosol.
UUGCAGACCUUUUUUGUCUCAUUACACGAUCUGUUAACCAGAUUUAAUUUUCUCAUGAUCAUAAUUGGACAAUUUUUUUUUUAACAAUUAAUUUAUGGAGAGGAAUUUCCAUUAGGAAGCCCGUGUAUUAAGAGACGCUUCCCAAUAAUUUAUAUUUCUCCUUAUAAAUAUCGAUUUCAAGUAUGGGUUCAAAUCAAAGUUAUAGUUAUGCAUGAGAAUCCGAACUUACCCAACAUUAUAGUUUUAGUCAACCCCCUCCAGAGUAACAAAUGAAAGUAUGCAUCAACUUUUAAUCACGUCGUACGAACACAAUGCAUAGAGAAAAUGAGAAUGAAGACGGGGUGCAAUAUUAUGGAAAGUGAUUUAGAGGAGAGAGACCUCAAGAGAAGGAUGGUCCAAGUACCUCAAACGUUUAGUUUAUCUGAUAAUUCUAUUAUCGUUUACAUUCCAACAAAUUUGAGUUCUAGUAAAUUGUUAUCAGAGCUAUUCAGUUCUAUACAAAGUUAUGUGGAGAGUUGAUGAUGGAAAUGGACUGUGUCAAUCUUUUCAAGAUGAAAUAAAGCAGUGUUACAAAUAAUCAAAAGAAAAAAAGAAGAAAAUGUUGUUGACGAUGAAAGUGUGAGUUGGAGGUAUGGUGGCUUGGACGGUAAUGUUCAAUUGAGAAGUUCAAAGCAACAGAGACAUGAGCUCCACAGAAGGAUGGUAGUCAAUUGAAGGUUAGAUGGUUAGAGGUGAGAACUUGGGAAUAAAGGAUUGUGAAAAGGCCAACAUCCAUGUGGAAAUUAUCAGUGGGGGUCAUUUCCACAAACGAAGAUUGUUGUAGUCAGAAACGGUGGGUUGGUGGAUGCGUGACGUGUCGAUGCUUUUCUUGUGGAGGAGUGUUGGGCGGUGAAUGUUAUUAGAGUAUUAGAGGGGUACAGUACCGGGUACAUUAGUAAUAAGUCCAGUCGGAGAGUGGGAGAAAUAUUUUGAUGAGAGUCUAAGUAUUUCGAACAUUUUGUUUAUCUUGUAAUUAUGCUAUUAGUGUAGUGAAGGUGGGUUUGCAUACUGAUUAUUAAGUGAAAUAUGGUUAUUAGUAAGGGUGUGCAAAAAUCGGUCCAAACCGAUGAAUCGGACGAAUCGACUGGUUUGGUCCCUUUUCUUCCUUUGAAAUUAUGAUGUCUUUGGUUCACUGGAAGAGAGAACUAGCUGGUUCGGUUAGGAUCUCGGUUCUGGAGCUAAAAAAUGGGAUAAAACGAACAGAACAGAGGUGUAUACAUACACACACAUUACAUAUUCACCAUGGUUUAAAAAGCCCAAUUUGCCAGUAGCCCAUUCAUGAUCUAGUUUUUAAUUUAAAGAGCUCAAGUAAGCCCAACAACUUCUUUAGCCUCUCCUCAAACCAAAUUAAAGAUUCAAAACACUAAAAUCCUUUGCUCCCUCCAUUACACCACCCACGAUCUCCCGCAGUCCUCACUACCAAAUCCUUUUUCCACGUCUCCGUUAGUCCGCUGCCACCUCCACUCCACUCCACGAUCUUGAUUCUCCAUGCCACCGCCAUGACUCCAAGUCCACCGACAGCUCCACAUCACCUGUCGGCACCGACAACACUACAAAACCAAGCCCGGCUCCAUGGCUCCAAGUCCACCGGCAACUCUACAACUCGCUCCAUUGCUUCAAGUCCAGACCUCCAUGGUAGCAAGUAACACCAUUCGCCGCGGUGAAUUCAUCACACGGGUUUUGUUCACUGAGGAAGACAUGGAAGGAGAAGAUGGAUUUGGAUCUGCAGAUAGGUCAGGUGGGGAAAAAGUAGAGGAACUGGUUCACAUCAAGGCCUUGUUUUUCGCUAGAGCUCGAGAUCUUACGGGCAUGAAUGACGUUUUAUUGGAGGUUCCUUCAGGUAGUACUACCAAGGAUUGUCUGGACAAGAUUGUAGGCAAAUUUCCUAGGCUAGAAGAGAUCCUUGGAUGUGUGGUUCUGGCAUUGAAUGAGGAUUAUACAACUGAGACAACAAUUGUUAAAGAUAAAGAUGAGUUGGCAAUUAUCCCUCCCAUAAGUGGUGGCUAGGCUAACCUUUCUUCUGCUACCAUUUUUAUAAUGAUAUGUAUAUUUUCGUGUCUUUUUUGGCUCCUUUUCAAAUGUGCGACUUAAUAAGCCAAUGGGGCCAUUAAGCUUCUUUUCUAACUGUGUAGGAAAUUACUUGUAUAAUAUGUAUGUUUCUUUCCUUUUUUUUUU